AUGAUCGCCUCGCGGAUCCUUCGAGCGGCCUCGAGCGCAAGCACGAUUGCCUCUGCUUCGGCUGGGGCUUCGUCUCUUGCGCGGAGUAAGGUCAGCACGCACCUGACUGGCUUGGCCGUUCACCCCAACCCGCUGCCAGCUCUCGUCGAAACGUAUCAGAGCACGCUCUCGCUCCUCGAGACGCUCCCAGCACAGUCUGUCUACCGGCAGGCGUGCGCAGCUCUUACACAGAACAGACUCGACCUCGUCAAGAGGCUAGACACGCCCGCGAACAAGGACAAGACGGCGGAUGUCGAAGAGACGAUCAACGAGGUCGAGCAGGCCAUCGAUGCCGGUCAGAUCGAGGAAGUUCUCAUUCAGGCACAGGACGAGCUGAAGCUGGCAGCAAAGAUGCUCGAGUGGAAGUCCCACGAACCGCUUGAGGUUACGCCAAACCCUGGACAAUGGUCCUACUUUGAUAUGGCCGAGGAGGCCGGCGAGGGCGACCAUUAGAGGCCCUCAGCAUCCUUGCUCGAAUCACAAUCGAAUCUCUGUCUUCUUUUUGGUGUGCAAGCGAAAAAUGAAAGAAAGAAGGAAGGUGUAUAAAUUCCAAGGAAGUGGG
Molecule: messenger RNA, 601 nt
Organism: Acaromyces ingoldii
Lineage: Eukaryota; Fungi; Basidiomycota; Exobasidiomycetes; Exobasidiales; Cryptobasidiaceae
Exons: 2
Coding region: 1-492 (163 amino acids)
Biological process (GO): respiratory electron transport chain
Source: RefSeq, a predicted model, not a curated record